GUCAAUUUUUCAAAUAAAAAUAUAAAAAAGGAAAAUGUAAAUGGGAAGAAGAAAAGUUAGGAAGACGCAAGCGCAGUCGAAGAGAGAACUCCCAUCGCCGUUGUUCUGCAGAACUGCGCAAGUUUUGUUUUCCUUUUCACAACGAAUUUCAACAUUCUAUUCACGUUUGUUUCUGGAAAAAGGUUGAUAUUUUUCUGGAAGAUUUAGGGUAUUGAUUGAAACAAUCGUAUUGUGAUCGAUGAGACCGAUACGUCUGAGGGAGCCAUCUAGCCCUACCAUGGUCAAAGCAGAAAUCUUCGAAGGAGGCGUUUAUGGCGUUAUAAGGCGUGCUGUUGUCAUCGGCAACGGCUCUUCCUGUGCUGAAAAUCAGUGUAUCGGUUUGGUUCAGGCGCUUGGUCUGGCUGACAAGCAUGUGCUCUAUCGGGUUACAAGGCCUAGAGGAGGAAUAAAUGAUUGGCUGCACUGGCUUCCAGUUUCUCUUCACAAAAAAUUAGAUUAUAUCAUGACCCUGAUAGGUGUUUACACCCGGGUCCUGGUGAGAUCCAAAGGGAGAAAACUUGUGCCUCUAUCUUCAGAAAAUGGUGGAAGCACGGGCUUGUCAUGCAUUUUAGAAGCUGACUUGAAGCAUAUUGUAUCUAUGGUUCGGGAGACUUAUGAAAAGAAUGGACCUCUAUUGGUGGUUGCAUCUGGUAGAGAUACCAUAACUAUUACGAGUUCCAUUAGGCGACUGGUAUCAGAGAAUGUUUUUGUUGUGCAGAUUCAACAUCCAAGGUUGCAAUUGAAUCGGUUCGACUUGGUCAUCACCCCGCAUCAUGAUUAUUAUCCUUUAACUCCACAAGCACAAGAGCAAGUUCCUCGAUUUAUAAGGAAGUGGAUAACUCCACGGGAACCACCAGAUCAACGCGUGGUAUUGACUGUUGGAGCCCUACAUCAGAUUGAUUUUGCUGCAUUACGUAGUGCAGCUAGUGCAUGGCAUGAUGUGUUUGCUCCUCUUCCAAAACCCUUAUUGGUGGUCAACGUAGGAGGGCCGACUAGUCGCUGUCGAUAUGGUGUGGAUCUUGCAAAGCAGCUGGCCACUGGUUUGCUGAGUGUUCUUGCAAGCUGUGGAAGCGUCAGAAUAUCCUUCUCUGACAGAACUCCUGAGAAGGUGUAUAAUGUUAUUGUGAAAGAACUUGGGGAUAAUCCAAAAGUUUACAUCUGGGAUAGACAAGAGCCAAAUCCGCACAUGGGCCAUUUAGCUUGGGCAGAUGCAUUCGUUGUAACAGCAGAUUCAGUUAGCAUGAUAAGUGAGGUUUGCAGUACUGGGAAGCCUGUCUAUGUAAUUGGAACUGAACGCUGUAAGUGGAAGUAUUCAGCGUUCCAUAAAUCCUUGAAGGAGAGAGGAGUCAUCCGCCCAUUUACCGGGACUGAGGAUAUCUCAGAGAGCUGGAGUUAUCCUCCACUGAACGACACAGCCGAAGCAGCUACUCGUGUGAGGGAAGAACUAGCCAAGCGUGGCUGGGGAAUACGGCCAUAGCCAUAGGAAGCACAAAGUAGGCUCCAGUUGUAAAAAAAAAAGGGGCCCUUUCAUCAUUUGAGCAUUACUUUUGUACAAUGGUGCACAUAGGAACAGAGAAUUACAAGCAUUAACAGUUUCAAAUCCAAUUUUUGGACGAAAUUUGAAAGAUGAAAUAAUGAAGCUAGCAGCAGCUGUUUGUUAGUGCGGCUUGUAUUAUAGGCAGAGGCUUUUGCUUGCUCUUUACCACAGAUCUGGCACUCUUAGAUUUUGUUAAGGAUAAUUUUUAUACCGUACGGUGGAAUAUAAACUUGUAAAUUUUUUUUCAUUAUACUGAGAAAAUAAGUAGAGUUUUAAAUUCAUUUGUUCCUAGCCACUGUGGGAAAGAACAGACGUGUAUAAGUAAUUGAAUGAGUUUGACAGGUGUUUCAUGGUUUAUUAAUUGAGCUUUGAACUUUGCGGGCA
Cucumis melo (muskmelon) is the source of this 1960-nucleotide messenger RNA. RefSeq names its product mitochondrial fission protein ELM1. Gene Ontology annotation, cellular component: mitochondrial outer membrane. Lineage: Eukaryota; Viridiplantae; Streptophyta; Magnoliopsida; Cucurbitales; Cucurbitaceae. The coding region runs from base 239 to 1516 and encodes 425 amino acids. Gene Ontology annotation, biological process: mitochondrial fission. The record is from RefSeq and is a predicted model, not a curated record. The transcript is spliced from 10 exons.